Messenger RNA from Penicillium robsamsonii, 180 nucleotides. RefSeq lists its product as uncharacterized. The transcript has a single exon. Bases 1 to 180 code for a protein of 59 amino acids. Lineage: Eukaryota; Fungi; Ascomycota; Eurotiomycetes; Eurotiales; Aspergillaceae. The record is from RefSeq and is a predicted model, not a curated record.
AUGACCAGUAGGAAGGUCGGAACGCCACUCCUCGCAGAUACCCGCUGGACUGGCGGCUGGAAAGGAGCCAACCACCGCACAGACUUCAAGGUACAAGACUUUCCACCCCCUGUAUUUGUCGCACCAUCAACCGCCGGCACACAAACUACUUGGGGAUUGGCUGUCGUUAUAGCCGCCUAG